Messenger RNA from Anastrepha obliqua, 639 nucleotides. RefSeq lists its product as uncharacterized. Lineage: Eukaryota; Metazoa; Arthropoda; Insecta; Diptera; Tephritidae. The record is from RefSeq and is a predicted model, not a curated record. Bases 123 to 440 code for a protein of 105 amino acids. The transcript is spliced from 2 exons.
CAAAAAUUUUAUAAAUAACGAUUCCUAAGGCAACUUGGAAACCAGAAUUCGUUAUGUGUUGAACGAAAAUUGUUUAAUUUUCAAAACAGACACAAAAUUAAUUGCAAAAACUAAAUAAAAAAAUGGGCUACUCAGCAAUAGCAGCACUUUACCUUAUUCGAGUGCGAAAAAAAUAUCCCGAACUCGAUGAUGAAAUUAAAGAAAUCCUAGCCGAGCACACAUCAUGCGAAACAAGUAUAAGCCUCAGACAAUUUGUGGACAAGUAUAAAAGCCGAACAGGCAAAACUUUUCCACUACAUAUGUGCGCCAUAAGAGCAACAGAAUUCCUCGUGAGCGUACCAUUUACUGUGGCAUAUCGCAAAUCUGGAAUGCCGUACUUUUUUAGAUUGCCAAACAAGGACGUUAGUGGUGGGGCACAGCCUAAUUGUAGCGAUAUUUGAAAGUUUUCAAUACGCACACAUCCAUACAUAGAAAUAUAUAAGUAAAUGUAUACCUGGUCUUAUAUCUUACAGCCGAAGCAACAACAUUAGAGGAGAAGAUAAACAAUAUGUAGGAGAUCACUACAGACCCACCCACGCCCACUCAUAUUUAUUUAUAUUUGUAUACACACAUAUAUAUAUUAGGUAUAUUUCGUUCAUC